Fulmarus glacialis (Northern fulmar) is the source of this 639-nucleotide messenger RNA. Its product is annotated as loricrin-like. The annotation marks the transcript as partial. The record is from RefSeq and is a predicted model, not a curated record. NCBI's taxonomy places the organism in Eukaryota, Metazoa, Chordata, Aves, Procellariiformes, Procellariidae. The transcript has a single exon.
AUUUAUCACUGUCUCCAUCGGAGAUGUGCCCGCCGGAACAGGGGCUACAGCAAUGACAUCUCCUCACACCACAGAGGAUGCUGCAGCAGCAGCCUCCAAGGACACGGCUCCUUCUUCUGUGGUGGGGAAGGCUCAGUCAUCUACAGCCGGGGAGCUUCAUCCUGCCAACCCAUGCCAACAUCAACCACCUAUGGGGUUGCGGGGGGGUACAGAUGUGGCGGUGAUGGAUCUGUUGUAAUAACCAGUGGUGACAGUGAGGGGACACCUGGCUGGGGCAUUGCAGGGGGAACAGUCCCAGUCUAUGGUACUGGGGGGGCAAUAGGGUGCAGCAGUGAGGACUCAGGCCAGAACAUCAUUGGCAGCUCAGGGGGUGGUGGAGGGUCCAGUGGGAAAUUGGGCAUCACUGAGGGAGGAGGCCCUGGAUAUGGAUACGAUACAUCACCGAGUAAAAAGGCCUUAACAACGGGUGGGGGCAGUGGUAGCGGAGGAUCAGGCUAUGGCAUCGGGGAAUGCUCAGGCCCAGAGCUCAGCGCUGGGUCCUCCCAGGCCAUGCAGCAGAAAUGCCCCGUGGUCAUUCCCAGCAUCGAGGUCAACCAGAGCAAGCAGACCAACCAGUGGCCCCCCAGCCAGAAGAAGUGA